Messenger RNA from Pseudophryne corroboree (corroboree frog), 1503 nucleotides. RefSeq names its product gastricsin-like. Gene Ontology annotation, biological process: proteolysis. NCBI's taxonomy places the organism in Eukaryota, Metazoa, Chordata, Amphibia, Anura, Myobatrachidae. Gene Ontology annotation, molecular function: aspartic-type endopeptidase activity. The record is from RefSeq and is a predicted model, not a curated record. Bases 1 to 1158 code for a protein of 385 amino acids. The transcript has 9 exons.
AUGAAGUGGGUGAUCCUUGCGCUGGUUUGUCUCCAGCUCUCAGAGGGCUUGGUCAGAGUCCCUCUGAAAAAAUUCAAAUCUAUUCGAGAGACAAUGAAAGAGCAAGGAGUUCUGGAUGAAUUUAUGAAAACACACCAGAGGGAUCCUGCCAUGAAAUACAGCUAUAAUCACAAGUAUGAUUUUGCUGUGGCUUAUGAGCCUAUGUACAUGGAUGCUUGUUAUUAUGGACAAAUCAGUGUUGGGACACCUCCACAGAACUUCAUGGUACUUUUUGACACUGGCUCAUCCAACCUCUGGGUUGCUUCCACUUACUGUCAAAGCCAAGCUUGUCAGAACCACCCACUGUUCAACCCAAGCCAGUCUUCCACAUAUACAUCUAAUAAUCAGCAAUUCUCCAUGCAAUAUGGCAGCGGGAGUCUCACUGGUGUCUUUGGCUAUGAUACUGUGACAGUACAAGGUUUGACCAUCACAAAUCAGGAGCUUGGCCUGAGCGUCAAUGAACCAGGUACCAACUUUGUGUAUGCAGCAUUUGAAGGAAUCUUUGGAAUGGCAUACCCUGCCCUUUCUGCAGGCAGAGCGACCACUGCUAUGCAAGGCAUGCUGCAACAAAACCUACUCACUUACCCUAUAUUCAGUGUCUACAUGAGUAGUCAAUCAGGAGAGGUGAUUUUUGGUGGCGUUGAUAGCAACUUGUAUUCAGGACAGAUAAACUGGGCACCUGUCACUCAGGAGCUGUACUGGCAGAUAGCCAUUGAUGAGUUUUCCGUCAAUGGACAGGCGACAGGAUGGUGUAGCCAGGGCUGCCAAGCCAUGGUGGACACCGGGACCUCUCUCCUGACUGUACCCCAACAGUAUAUGGGAACUCUGCUGCAGUAUCUGGGAGCUCAGCAAAGCCAGAAUGGAGAGUUCCUGGUCAACUGUAAUAACGUGCAGAGCCUGCCUCCCAUCAGCUUCACCAUCAACGGAGUCCAGUUCCCUAUCCCUCCCUCUGCCUAUAUUCUCCAGAAUAAUGGAUACUGUACUGUUGGGGUAGAAGUGACUUAUCUGCCAUCUCAAAAUGGUCAGCCCUUCUGGAUUCUGGGUGAUGUCUUCCUUCGGCAGUACUACUCUGUCUAUGAUAUGGGCAACAACAGAAUGGGCUUUGCACAGUCUGCGUAGACAACCCCAGAGCUGAGCUGUGUCAACUUAAUAGAACAUUAUAAUGAUUUCAUCCUAAAGAGUUAGCAACUCCAUUCCAGCUAAUGUUACGAUCUACUAAUACUACACUAAUACUACACUGCAACAUAGAACAGAUAUAUCACUUAGUGUUAGAUACUAAUGAAGGCAAACUGAAGAGAAGGAAAGGGAUACUGAUGAUUAAUUAAAGAAAGAGAAGCACUGAAGUGAACUAUAACAGUUUAGCUGGAUAUCGUUAUAUUGUAUUCCAUCAUUUAUUGUACGUGUAGUAUUUGGAGGUCAGGUGGGUCCAUACUUGUGUCAGAUCAGCUAGCUGAAAUAAAACCU